Molecule: messenger RNA, 2447 nt
Organism: Spinacia oleracea (spinach)
Lineage: Eukaryota; Viridiplantae; Streptophyta; Magnoliopsida; Caryophyllales; Amaranthaceae
Product: K(+) efflux antiporter 5
Exons: 20
Coding region: 131-1873 (580 amino acids)
Biological process (GO): potassium ion transmembrane transport; proton transmembrane transport
Cellular component (GO): membrane
Molecular function (GO): potassium:proton antiporter activity
Source: RefSeq, a predicted model, not a curated record
AAAAAUAAAUUCAAAUCCCCAUUUUUUUAAAACGAACUAUCUUCCUUCUUCUUCUUCCACCUUUUCGCUCUCCUCUGUUAGGAUUUUUCGCCGGAAUUCAAGAGAGAGAAAACUCAAUCUUUUUGCGAUAAUGGCGAAUGCGAAAUCCAUUUUUGGGUGGAGAUUAAGCAGGUUAUGGUUGUGUAUGUUGUUAUUAGCGGCUGCUAAAUUCGGGGACAAUUUCUGCAACUGCGCGAGAUCUGACCAGGAAAUGAGGGAGAGAUUUUACGGAAAUAAUAUCUACAAUUCGACGCCGCCGGAAGGGGAGGGUACUAUUGCUAAGAUGAUCGAUCAUGUUUUGGAGAAGGAGUUUUCUGAGAAUGAUCAGCCUGAAGCUUCUGAUGGAAGUAGUUUCAACAGCAGUGUAGCUGACAAGCAAGCUGAGCUUGAGACUGUUGCUAAAAUAUCACACGAGAAAGGCAAGAAGAAUGACACAGGAGAAGCAAAUGGAACAAAGGCCUUCCAGAUUCAAGAUGUCUUCUCUUUGGAUAAUGAAGAAUCUGAUGACAUGGCAACGUUGAUCGAUAAAAAGGAUAAUGUGUUUGUGAUGUCUAACAAGAAAUCAAAGUAUCCAAUCCUUCAAGUAGAUUUCAGGUUAAUUUCAGAUUUGGUUCUACUGAUUGUUUCUGCUGCUGUUGGUGGGAUUAUCUUUUCAUGUUUGGGACAACCGGUUAUUGUUGGCUACCUCCUUGCGGGAUCAAUGAUUGGGCCAGGAGGUCUGAAAUGUAUCAGUGAAAUGGUUCAGGUUGAGACUGUUGCACAGUUUGGUGUUGUUUUUCUUCUGUUUGCUUUAGGAUUGGAAUUUUCCAUGACCAAGCUUAGAGCAGUAGGGCCUGUUUCUGCUCUCGGUGGGAUGCUUCAGAUCAUCGUAUUCAUGUUUUUGUGUGGCAUAACUGCAAUGAUAUGUGGAGGAAAGUUGUCAGAGGGUGUGUUUGUGGGUUCUUUCUUGUCUAUGUCAUCAACAGCUGUGGUGGUAAAAUUUUUGAUAGAAAGAAACCAGAACAAUGCUCUACAUGGCCAAGUUGCUAUUGGGAUACUUAUCUUUCAGGAUUGCGCUGUGGGGUUACUGUUUGCAUUGCUACCGGUUAUGGGUGGUAACAGUGGUCUUCUGAAGGGAAUCAUCUCAAUGGGUAGACUGUUGGUGAUCUUGUCUCUUUACCUCGCUACAGCCUCUAUAUUAACAUGGUCAUUCAUACCCCGGUUUCUAAAGCUGAUGAUACAGCUGUCAUCUCAGACAAAUGAACUUUAUCAACUCGCUUUGGUUGCAUUCUGCUUGCUGUCUGCUUGGUGUAGUGAUAAGCUUGGUCUUAGUCUCGAAUUGGGAUCAUUUGUAGCUGGGGUCAUGAUCUCUACUACGGACUUUGCACAACACACUUUGGACCAGGUGGAGCCAAUUCGUAAUCUGUUUGCAGCUCUUUUCCUUUCCAGCAUUGGAAUGCUUAUACGUGUUCAAUUUCUUUGGCUUCAUGUGGAUAUAUUGGUUGCAUCAGUUAUUCUGGUGAUAGUGUUUAAGACAUCUGUUACAGCUGUAGUAACUAAGGCUUUUGGUUACAGCAUCAGGACAUCCCUUCUUGUUGGACUGUCACUUGCUCAGAUUGGAGAAUUCGCUUUUGUUCUUUUAAGUCGUGCCUCAAAUCUCCACCUUAUCGAGGGAAAAAUGUAUCUUUUACUUCUUGGAACAACUGCUCUUAGCUUGGUUACAACUCCUAUUCUGUUUAAAUUGAUGCCGGCUUUGACGCAUUUGGGAGUUCUCAUGCAUUGGUUCCCACCAGAAACCAGCAUACAGAAUGAGGAAAGGACUUCAAUGAUUGAUACACACAAUAGAAUGUUGUGACCUUCAAUUCGUACCAUCUUCAAAGCAGUAUUACUAAGCCUAAAGGAAGUCAUGGUGUCACACUAUCAGUUGUGAAUUUCAGAUGAUGGAUUUCUGCACCAAAAUGUUGAUUUUGACCUAACUUGAAAGAAAGUCUAGACUUGGGGUGGUGUAUAUAGCAAAUACUAUAAGGUUACACAAAAUUUUGUAUUCUUUUCGAUUGUGUGUACAUAUGGUUCUUCGCAGAUGUGUGCUCGUGAGCCUCUAGCGAUGAUGACUUCCACGAGUGGAAAAGAAAUUGGCAUUAUCAUUGGUCUUAGUUUAGUGUACACGAGCUAGGAAUAGACCAGGAAAGUUUGAAGUUGUGUAGAGUUUUUUGUAGUUGAUUGGAAGUUUUUUGUUUCCUUCAUAAGAUUCGAGUUUCCAUUGUAAGAUUUGUAACCUUUUAGUAAAAAAAAAAUUCACUUAGAGAAAGACAUUAACACAACACUUUCGAGUUGCAUGUAACACUUACUUUGAUUUUGUACUCAUCCUGCCCCUUUGCUCCUUUGAAGGCACUGGGGCAACGAUAAUGAAUGAUAUGCUUUUGCUUUCA